This is a messenger RNA of Clonostachys rhizophaga, 1422 nucleotides long. The record is from the annotation of a GenBank genome assembly. NCBI's taxonomy places the organism in Eukaryota, Fungi, Ascomycota, Sordariomycetes, Hypocreales, Bionectriaceae.
AUGGCACCCACUCUCAAUCGAAUCAACGGGCUCAAGGCGGACCGUAAGGACUCCAACCCUAUGGCUCCGGCCUUUAUGGUGUCAGCCCCGGGCAAGGUCAUUGUCUUUGGAGAGCACUCCGUGGUCUAUGGCAGGGCAGCAAUCGCGGCGGCCAUCUCUCUACGCUCCUACCUUCACGUAACCACCUUGUCCAAGUCGAAGCGAACAAUCACUCUGCGAUUCCCUGACAUUGGCUUCGUCCACACGUGGAACAUUGACGACCUGCCAUGGUCCAUGUUUCAGAAACCCGGCAAGAAGAAGUCCUACUACGAUCUUGUCACCGAGCUCGACCCCGACCUCGUGGACGCCCUAGAACCACACAUCUCCGUCGUGUCCCCUGACAGCCCUGAAGAGCUCCGAAAAGUCCACGAACGCUCCGCCUCCGCCUUCCUCUACCUCUUCCUCUCCCUCGGAUCCAAGUCCUUCCCAGCAUGCCUCUACACACUCCGAUCGACGAUCCCGAUCGGCGCUGGCCUGGGCAGCAGCGCAUCCAUAUCCGUCUGCCUUUCCGCCGCCCUCCUGCUCCAGGUCAGGACCCUGGCCGGCCCGCACCCCGAUCAGCCGUCCGAGGAGGCGCGCCUCCAGGUCGAGCGCAUCAACCGCUGGGCCUUCGUGUCCGAGAUGUGCAUCCACGGCAACCCCUCCGGCAUUGACAACACCGUCGCGACCCAGGGCAAGGCCGUCUUCUUCCAGCGCACAGACUACGACAAGCCCCCCUCCGUCCGCCCCCUCUGGGACUUCCCCGAGCUGCCCCUCCUGCUGGUCGACACCAAGCAGGCCAAGUCGACGGCCUUCGAGGUCGCCAAGGUCGGCACCCUCAACAAGACCCACCCGGACCUCGUCGGCUCCAUCCUGGACGCCAUGGGUAAGGUGACGACAACCGUCGCCGAUCUGAUCGAGGAGGAGGACUUUGACGCCACCGACGAGGAGGACCUGAGGCGCGUGGGUGAGCUCAUGACCAUCAACCACGGGCUCCUGGUAUCGCUCGGCGUGUCCCACCCCAGGCUGGAGAGGAUCCGCGAGCUCGUCGACCACGAGGGCAUAGGGUGGACCAAGCUGACCGGCGCCGGUGGCGGCGGCUGCUCGAUUACGCUCCUGCGGCCGGAGCUGCCGAGCGAGCGGCUCAGCAAGCUCGAGGCCCAGCUCGAGGAGGAGAACUACCAAAAGUUCGAGACCACGCUGGGCGGCGACGGCGUGGGCGUGCUCUGGCCCGCCGUCCUCAAGAACGGUACUGAGGAGGACGAGCAGGGCGGCAUGGAGAUCGAUCUAGAGAAGUUCCUCAACGCCGAGGGUACGGAGGGGGUGGAGCGGCUGGUGGGGGUGCACGGUCAUGGUGGCGAACGUGAAGGCUGGAAGUUCUGGCGUGUGGAGAGUCGCAUAUAG